UCUCCGGCUCAGUGGAGCGUCCGCAGACAAACAGCUCUGACAGCACAGGAGACGCUUCAGCUGACAUCCAGCAAAAAAAAAAAAAAAAAAAAAAAAAGUUCCGCGGUCUCAUAGGAGAGCAGCGACGGCGGGCUGCGAACGAACCCACACUGCAGUUGUUCACGGAAAUGUUUCACCUGAAGUUGUCCUUCGGACGGUGAAAGUUGGAGAGUUGGAGAGGAAGGACGCAGCAGGGAGACGCUUCAAAUGGAGAGUGGCUGAAUCACCCCAACUGGAUCUGUAAAGUUUCACAAGGACGUAGCUCCAGUGUGAGGUGGCAUGUCAAACCGUGACUCGCUGGGCUUCGGGGACCUGCUCCCCCAGGAUGUGGUGGACAUUUUUUCCCAGGAGAAGCACAGCAAAAGGGGCCAGAAGAAGCGCAGUCGCUCCCUGGGACGAGCUUUGGGCUGGCUGAAGGGUAAGAAGAGGAAAGAUCUCGGCACCAAUGGGUCGAACCCGGGCCUCGGUCCUGCUUUUGACCUGGCUUUGGAUGGGAAUCCUGCUGGGCAUCAGGGUGGACACAAGGGAGGACAGAAGGCAGAGGUCAAGAAGGCAGGGGGACAGAAGUCAGGAAGACAGGCCCAUCAACAGGGAAACAGUCAUGCUGACCCAAAGCGAGAUGACGACAAGACCCCCGCACCCCCGUUGUUCCAAGAGAAUGUGUUCAUUGAGUCCAGCCGGUCCAAGUACCUGGAGGACCUCCACACUGAGGCCCUGGAAGGAUUGAAAAUGAUGCAGCAGGAAGAAACCAAUAAUGGAGUGGAGCAUCAGGAUAAUGAAAGUACAAUAUCGACAGUGACGGUCCAAACAGAUGGAGGAAGUGGAGGCUUUGUGACAGACAGCACCAUUCCUGACACAUCUUCUGUUGUCUCUGUGAAAUCAUCAGUAUCCACAAGAUCCUCCCGCUCUGGACUCACCAGACAAGGAUCAACAUUCAGACCAUUGAACUCUGGGAAAAAGUCAGAAAAGGCCAAGACAAGGAGAAGACACAGGAAGACUGUUGCGGCUAUCCCGCACCAUGUUCAGAGAGAGCUGGGCCUUGACAGAACAGGCUGGACACUGACUCAGAAGUUAGAUGAGGAAGAGCUUUACAAUGGCGACACUGAUUGCAGCCCCACCACCGAUGGGCCACAGCACGCAGCAGAGUCACAAAAGGGAGCACGUGCCAACAUUCAGGCUGUGAAUGUCAUCCAGCCUCUCAGCAAAGACAUAGUCGAACAGCUCGGUGCCACCCAUGCUGGACAUAGGGACGACCUGGCUCUGCUGCCCCACCUGGGCCCUGACUUGGAAGGUGAUCAGAGGCCUCAGUCACUGGCUGUUCCCUGGAUGACCACUGCUUCUAGCCUCCAGCAGGAGCCGCCCAGCCCUGUCAUGACCAUGUCGCCGCAGGCUGCUUACAUGUCCAAAAUCAUUCCCAAUGCUGUGUUGCCACCGUCCAUUGACGUGGUGGAAAUCAGCCGCAGCCGGAGUCGCAACAGUGUCCGCACAGUCAGCAAGAGCAGCCUGGUGCUGUCUAGCCCGGCUUCCUCCCGUGCUUCUUCUAGAGCCUCUUCAUCCAGAACAGUUUCCUCCAGACCCUCGUCCAGAGCUUCCACCAUCACCUCUGCCUCUCAUCAAAACUUUCGUAGUGUGUCUGACAGUUCUGGUUGGAGUAAUUCCGACUCCUCUGAGACCUUGGUAUCCGACAGUUCAACUAUCUCCAGCAGCAGCACUCCCAGGCAAAAGACAUCUCAGGACGAAGACGCUUCUGCUAAGGAGGACAAAGUUGGUGUUCACAGGUCCAUCAACAAAUCCUCCAAAGGCACCUCCAAUGGCAAGCUCCUAACUAAGGUAGACGAGGUUAAGAAAGAUGGGCAGUUUAUGCGUAGCCUCUCCGUUAUGAAGCCAAAGAGGGCUCCUCCUCCUCCAAGUCGCUCCUAUUCCCUCCACAAUAAGAUGAAGCGAAGGUCACGUGAUCUGGCAGAGGUUAAGGUCAUUUCUGGACAACCCUCUCUAAACACCAUCUCAGCUGCACAUGAGGAAAAUGAAAAAAACAAACCAGAAUCUUCUCCUGUGCCCUCCAGGCCUGUAGACAGCCCUGGUUACAAUGCUGACACCAGCUCUCUUGAUGACUCUACAGGCUCUGUGUCAUUUAGUCCCUUAAAAUCUCAGCUGGAGGUACUAAAGACAGAGGAUGCUAAAAAAGAUGCAGAAAAGGUUUCUAAAGUUGCUUCAGAAGAAAAGCAGGAACCACUGAAAGAGAAUAAGCUAAACAACAUAAUCUCUCCAACCAGUGGCUACUCCAGCACAUCUCCACGGCUUUCUAAACAACAUCACAGUCCAUCUCCAAAGCAAAAGAAAGGCCUAUUAGCAAAGCUUCAAAGGUUAUUUCCUGCAUCCUCUUCUGCUGGUUCUUCUCCAUCCGUUCUAACACAGCCAGAGGCUCCUGAAAACACAAGGGAACUUAAACCUGAAUCAGUUGACACAAUCAGUGUAAGCCCAUCUGUACGAACCUUGAGAGAGCUCUUCAACAUCCCUCCACCACCAAAGGUCCACGCCCCUCCACCUCCUCCACCUGAGGUAUGGGCUCACAGCACGCGUUCAAUUGAGUUGCUCUUGGGACCUCCAGCCCCCGGUAAGACUUAUGCUAUUGUAAAGAAGAAUCCAAAGGACAGGAGACAACAGAGGCAGUCUCCUUCUGUAUCUGCAGAGGGCUCUGUGAAAAGCUUGGUGGUAGAAAGAAAACAUAAGAAUCCAACUGUAACAGUUGAGUCUGUUAUUGGAUCCCUUCAUGAGAUGGAGACAAAGAAAGUUCAAGAAAGUACAAUUUUUAAUGCAGAGAAAGAGAACAAUGAAAGACUGACUCGGAAUGUAGAUGUGAAAGGAAGUAGUAAAGUUGAGAAAAUGAGAGCAAGUGAUUUGUUAAAUGGGAUGUUAGUGAAGGCCGCAGAGAAACGGGAAGAAAGGCUGGCAGCAGUGAGAGAAGAAGCAGCUAAGAAGACAUCCACCCAAGCUACAGAUGAAAAGACUAACACGAAUACGAUACCUGCCAUUUCAUUAGUACGUAUUUCGCCUUCGCCAUCUCCACCUCUGGGUCACCAUCAGCUCCAACCCCUUACCAGACAGACCACAGAAGCUGCUACUAUCAAAUCAACAGAAGUUGUUGUAUCCCCUGAGUCAUCCUGGCCUCCACCACCUCCACCAAUCUCACAAGUGAGCCUUAAUGGGCCUGAUGAGACCGAUUUCCCUCUUCCACCCCCACCACUGUUUGGUGAAGAGGGCUUAGUUUUACCUGUCAAGGUACCACCAAAAACAUCCAUUCUUGCGCCUGUUACAUCGGUGGUGAAAACAGCAAGUGUGAAGUUGAUCUCAGGAGCUGAACCACAGAAACCCAGUGUGUCUCAGGAAAUAGCACCUCCACCCCUGAAUAUCCCACCUCCCCCACCAUAUGCAGCUCCCCCUCCCCCAGCUACAGUAGUCAUAAAACCUACAAUCAAAAAUGUCUCGCUACCAACAAAGGAGGUUCCUCCACCACCACCUCCAGAGGUUUUUCCUGUGAGGUCCAAAGAGUCCUCUUCUACUGUGGUUCAAGAUGUGUUCCCACUGGGUAAAGACAUCUCCCCGACAGUGGUUAAAGUGGUAUCUCCCUCCCCAAUUAAAGAAGUUCCACCUCCACAGGUUGUCAAGGCUUCCCGUCUGCCUCCCAAAGAGUCCUCUGCUUCCUUGGUUCAAGUUGUGCCCAUCCUACUUAAAGAGGCAACCCCCACACUGGUUACAGUAGUGCCUCCCUCCCCAGUUAAAGAGGUCUCACCUCCACUGGUUAUUGAGGUCUCCCCUCCACCUCCCAAAGAGUCCUCUGCUCCUGUGGUUCAAGUUGUGCCCCUCCUAGUUAAAGAGGUCACCCCCACACUGGUUUCAGUAUUGCCUCCCUCCCCAGUUAAAGAGGUUUCACCUCCACUGGUUAUUGAGGUCUCCCCUCCACCUCCCAAAGAGUCCUCUGUUCUUGUGGUUCAAGAUGUUCUCCCACUUGUUAAAGACACCACCCCCACAGUGGCUACAGGAGUUCCUUCUACACCAGUUAAAGAAGCCUCACCUCCACAGGUUGUUGAGGUUUCUCCUCUGCCUCCCAAAGAGUCUUCUGCUUCCAUGGUUCAAGAUGCACUCCCACUUGUUAAAGGCAUCCCCUCCACACUGGUUACAGUAGUGUCUCCUUCCCCUAUUGAAGAGGUCUCGCCUCCACUGGUUAUUGAGGUCCCACACCCACCUCCUGAAGAGGUUUCUGCUCUGCCCCAUGAAGAGGUUACUUCUCUACCUCCUCAAGAAGAUGCCUCUCAGUCCUCUGAAGAGGAACAACCUGUCAUCACUCUUACUCCACCACAAAGUAUUCCACCUCCCCAACCAUCACAACCGCAGUCAUCAGAGCAGGAGAUUGAUCUUUCACAAGAGAACACCCCUUUUGUACCUGAGAGUAACCCAGUUUCAUUUAACAGUAUUCUCACUCCCCCUCAGAGUAUUCCACCUCCACCUCCAGUAGAGCUUUUCCAAAAGCCACAGGUUGUAGCCCCAAAAACUGAUGGUCCAACAACCCAGGAGACCCUGCCUUCGCCUCUAUCUGAAAUCUCAAUGCAGCCAGCUCCUGCAACCUCUCCUCCAUCAGAAAAGGCUCAAGAAUCUGCUCCUUCUCCCAUAAACAUUGAUUCACCUCCACCUUUACCAGCACAGGAUCUUGCCAGCAUUGAGGACCUACCUAGUCCUUCAAGCACAGAAAACCAAACCCAAGAUCAGACCCCUGCUCCUGUUGUACAAGAGGAAACAACUCCUGUUGUUACCACAUCCCUUCUGCAGAUGGUCAAGAUGCGGUCCCUGAACAGCGGCCCUGAGCCCCCUAAAGCUCAAAAGCAACCACAGACUGAGGUCACAAUGAGAAAGCAGCAGCCCAGCACUCAGGUCCCAACAUCAUCUGCCAGUAGUGAGGCUCCUCCGAAGCCCAUCAGAAGGUCUCUGAUCAUGACCUCUCCCACAUCUUCUUCUCCACCUGUCAUAUCCAUUUCACAACCAACUCUUCCCAAGUCCCAUUCUGUUGUGGUUCCACCUGUAUCUUCAUCCACAGCCCUCUCCCCUAUGAAAAAGUCUCCUCCUGCCAUGACUACUUCUCCCUCCAUGAACCUACAGGAGGCCAUCCGUCUGAGGACAGCAGCCAGAUCAAAAGAAGGCACUGCAUCUCGCCUCAGCCUGCACUCACCAACAUCACCCAUGGACCUCCAUAAGUCCCCAACCAGUACUGCAAGCUUUAUCUUUUCCAAGAGCAACAAGAAGGUGGUGAUUGAGACUAAGCCAGUGCUGGAGGACAAACAAACUAUACAGAAGAAUGUGGAGGUUCCCACUGUUACGAAGGUGAUCAGUGAAGCAGAGUUAUUGAAGAAAGAAGUCAAAGUGCCGCCACCUGUUGCAAAGAAACCAACAACAAAGGGCAAGGAAGUUGAGACCACCGAAAGCAAGGAGCAAACUGCAGGACAGGAAGUGCAACAAGAGAGUAUCGAAGCUUCAGAUGCUGCGGAGAAAACAAAUGGGACAGCAGGUACUGUUGAAGGAGAAGAGACAUCGUCUACAUGAUUGUAAAGACUGAAGGACACCUGGGAAGGACUUACCAAUAACAUUUACUUCAUUGCAUGUCUAUAUGUGUGGUAGACAAGAAGCGGAAUUUGGAUUAGUGAAAUCCUAAUUUCAAAAAUUACAUUUUGAAAUGUUCUUGAGUUAUUUGAAUUUGAGUCAAUGGUGUUGGUCUUAAUUUCCUGAAGUACUUAUUUUGCAUUUUACAGAGUAAAUGCUGCAUAUUUUCUUUGCCAGAGGGUGUUCUGAGCUUUGCUGUUGAAAGAGAUGGGGAUAUAUCGCCCUCUAGUGUCAAACAGUGAUUGUACCACUUGUGUCCUGCUGAAUCAGAGCUUUCAUCAGUACUUGGGACUUUUGGGCGCUCAUCUGUAAAUAUAGCAACAUAAAGUAUAUUUAACAUAUCCACAGCAAUAAUAAAUUUGUUCUACAGAGUUCUGUUCUGUGUAUUUUCCAAGAGAGUUUCCACACCAAUUAUAUUUGUUAAAAAAAAAUAUUAUCUAACUUAUUUUUCCUGUCAUGUUCAGAGGGUCUGUACAGACAGUGUCACCUUUGCAUUGUUUGUUAAAUCCUAACAUCAUAAUAUAAUUCAAGUUUCUUUUUGUAGCUGCACAAUCAUAUCCAAAUUUAUGUUUUCAAGAAUCCUAGGUUUUUUUCUUGUUUCGAGGCUAUCUAUGCACAUGGCAAUUAAUGUCACUGAAAAUGCAGACGUAAAGCAAUACUAAAGUCAUUGUUAUGGAGCACAUUUUCUGCUGCUUUUAGUUACUGAUGUUGGAAGUGUUGCCUUUCCUCAGUUCUUAUGGCUCAAACAGUGGGAUGUUUGUGUUGGAUUUCAAACUGGUUUUAGAGACUAUAAUGUAAGAAAAUCAUUUAUAAAGAAAAAAUUAAAGAUUUAUGGACAAAUCAA
This is a messenger RNA of Amphiprion ocellaris (clown anemonefish), 6532 nucleotides long. RefSeq lists its product as uncharacterized. Gene Ontology annotation, biological process: cell differentiation. The transcript is spliced from 8 exons. Lineage: Eukaryota; Metazoa; Chordata; Actinopteri; Pomacentridae. The coding region runs from base 319 to 5631 and encodes 1770 amino acids. The record is from RefSeq and is a predicted model, not a curated record.